AUGGGACGAAGCUCAAGAUUCGGUUUCACUCGGCGCAAGAGCAAUGCUUCAUCCAAUCUCGUCACCGAAGAGAGGGUCCCAAUCGUGCGGAUAGAUGGCUCCAUAAGCAAUUCAAAGGCAGAGAGGCUGCUGGGUCAUGCACGUCUGCCCGUCACCACUCCAACUUCCUCGCCGGCUCCAUUGCACACCGCCACACCCUCACACCACCACCACCACCACAACAACAGCAGACGACUUGCACCCAACCUACCUAUACCUGCCACCACUGCCGACCUCUCGUAUGAGCCCGAAGCAACACCCUACGACUCGACCGAACGACUGGUUCUGCCCCCUCAACUCGGCAGUCUGCGUCCCCCGACUGGCUCUCGCGCUUCCUCCAAUGCCCUUGGUAUCGAAGACUACUCUGCCAUAUCCUCAGUCACUACUUCCACCCUCCAUCAUGUCUCGCACAAGAACUCCUCUUCGACAAUCCGUUCCUACUACGACUCCAAACGGAUACCCCUCUCCGUUUCGCAGCAGACGUCCAACUCGGCUGUGAGAGACAUGGCCCUGAGGAAAGGAUAUACCCCUGUGCACAUCUCGACCGCGGAUGAGGACUCGAAAUCAACAACAUCUGCUUCUACAGCAUCAAAAUCACGGAAAGAAAAGUCGUCACGCAAGCCAUCCAGGCUGGACCUGUCCAAGCUCUUUCCCAGACCCAGGGCCCAUCAGCAUGACCACAAUGGUCUCCUCUCACCGAACAAGUUUGUAAACUCUCCCUCACAAAUCUCCCUCUCGUCCGAAUACUUUGCUCGGGGCCAAAAUCAAUACACCAAAUCCAUUCGAAGCCAAGCCUCGACCGACAGCUCUCUCCGCCAACCAUCACCAAACAUUCGCUCGGCAGAUCCACUGGAGCGUGCCAAGACAAAUGUCAGGAGACCUCCCAAGGGCGUCCAGCACUGGUUCGACGCCCUGUCGAGUGACGAAGACGACACUGCCGACACACCAACCCCUACCGAACAAGUGCCGAUCAAGCUGCCGAGGCGCAAGAGCUCUUUGGGCAAAGUCUUGGUCAAUGGUCAAGCCUUGCAGUGGGAAAAGUAUCAAAUGUCUGGUAACCAAGAUCUUGCGCGGAAAGAGCCGGCUCCUUCAGACAUCAUCUCUCCCACUCAGCAGCAGAGACCCGCAUAUCCCUCUCGCAAGUCGAGCGCCUAUUCGGUCACUAGUAAUCUGACUGAAGCUGCUUCUGCCAGGACCAAAGAAAGCCGCAUGGCCCAACUGGACUUGAGAACGACAAGCGCCCUGUCCAUGUCAUCAUCAGAAGGCGACAACGGAGAAGACACCGCGUCCGCUGCCGUUCCUCUUCCGACCCCUGUGCAGAUUCCGGUCAGGGAAAGUCUCAUGUCCAGUGCUGAAGGCGAGAUCAUCAUAGGGAAAGCGCAUGCUUAUGAGGUGACACCCGGUGCUUUGAGACACCCUUCAAACCGGAGCAACGUCAGUGCUCGGACUACGUCUUCCAGUAAAGCUGGUACGAUACAGAUGGUGUACGCGCCGGCACCAUCGCUGCCGCUACCGCAAACCGACCAUGCCUCCUCACGCCGCGCUGACCUCCUCCCAUCAAGAAGCAGGAGUGUCUCGCGGCACGAAUCCUCUUCCACCCGCGACGACAGGGCCCGUCCUCGAACCUCGGGACUUGACAUGACGACCGAGACGGAAGGACUGCGUGCAGAGUCAGAAAGUAUCCGUAGCAGCAAAUCGGCAAAGAGUGAAACACGAUCACGUGAUGGCCACAAGUUGAUGGCUGUCACCGAAGAAGAAGAGGCUUUGCUCGAAAUGAUGCGCCAGAAGCGAGCUGCAAUGGCCAAGCAGAGCUUCAGUCAAGGCUUCCAAACGGCGAUUGGCAUGGGCAGAUAUUCUCGACAAGACGCCUCGGAUGACAAGCCGACAGACGAACAACAACUACUCGCUGAUAAGACGACUGAUACCACCGGUACCUCUGCCGUUUCUCAAGCAGUCUCUCCUUCGACUGAGAUGAUCAACGCCUUCCCAGCUGCCCCUACACCCAUAACAUCCACCUUCUUCUCCGACGCUGCCACUCCAUCGCCCCCUCGUGAUCGAGUGCCCCUACCGCAGACCGAUAAGCAUCGCCCAUCGCGCAUCAUAACCUCGAGUAGGGUCAGUAGCUCCGACAUUCUUCGUAGUGGCGCACUUGGCCAAAACCCCGUCCCUGUUGCCUCCAGUGGCGGCCCCAAGAACUGCUCCCACACCUGGCGAGACGCCGUCACCAGCGACGCCCGCCCGGCUACUGCCCCGUCUUAUGCCGCCCAACUCGACCACCACCACCACCACCAACCCCUCCCAUCCCCGUCCAACACUGGAAGCAUUGCCUCGGCGAGCAUCUCUGCCCCCUCGCCACUCCCUUCGCCCGCCACCCCUGGCACCACGGACGACGACGAUCUUCGCGUCAAAGUUGCCAACAGCGAGCCCAGUCUCAGCGGCGAUGACGACAGCGUCAUUCCCGCCCAUUCCGUCGUCGAUUUUAUAUCUCCUGUCUCCAGCACCAACCGCGUCUCCCUGGUUGGCCUUUCCGAGAAAGGCAGCCAGUCCACCCUCGGCAUGCCAGGUCGCGGAGGCGGAGGAGGCGGAGGAGGCGGAGGAGCACCUCCAACAGCUUUGCGCGAGUGCUCACUGGACCAUGCCCUCGAUCUCCAUGCCAUCCCCGUCCGCACGGCCUCGCGGCGCACAAACGCAUCCACGCUUAGUGGAAGGAGCGCGGGCAGCCGGUCGAGUGUGCGGCGCGAGAGCAAGAUGUUCCGCAACGUGAACCGCGAAAGUCUGGCCCCGACCGUAGACACGCGGUGUAGCGUGAGCGAGGACGUGCUUGCGGCGUGGGGCAGCCUGGGCGGAUGGAGAGACUAUGACUUGGGCGGCAGUGCAAAGAAGGGGAGGGUCUGA
Messenger RNA from Pseudovirgaria hyperparasitica, 2934 nucleotides. RefSeq lists its product as uncharacterized. The coding region runs from base 1 to 2934 and encodes 977 amino acids. The record is from RefSeq and is a predicted model, not a curated record. The transcript has a single exon. Lineage: Eukaryota; Fungi; Ascomycota; Dothideomycetes; Acrospermales; Acrospermaceae.